AUGAUCAUUUUUAACGAUAAUUUUAAAAAUUAUUCCAAUGAAUCAAUAUGUUUAAAAGUGGAAAAAAUUUCACAUGAAAAUCAACAUUGUAAAUUGACAAUCACACGUAAAUGUGAUCGUUUUUGGCAUAUAUUUCUCAUCAUUCUAUUCAUGUUUAUUCUUGUGAUUUUAUUGUUGUUUCAACGGCAAAAUUUAACGUUUACCUUGUUCACAAUUCUGGUCAUAUCGUUCAAUAUUUUGAUGUACAUAUUUCUACCCAUUGUAGAAGAAUCAAUCAUUUUAUUUGAUAAUUUUCAUGGUAUAGAAUAUGGAAAAAAAUAUCUAUUCCAUAAAUCAACUGUUCGUAUGUUUAUCAACACAAAUAAUGUGAUCAUUAAUGAAGCCAUUACAAUGCAAAAAGUCAUUUUUUAUUUGAUUGCCAUUCCAGCUGAUCUAGGACAUUUGGUUUUACACAAUAAUAAUAAUAAUAAUAACAGCAACGAAGCUGGACAAUCCAACCACCCAUUGAAUAAUAUUAAUGAUCAGACAAAAAUUUUCAAUGAAACAAAAAUCAAAUUGAUUCCAUUAUUUAUACAUACAUUACCACGUUUGGAUUGUCUGAAAAUUGUCUAUAAUUAUAUUAUACAAUUCAGAAAUCAACAACAACAACAACAAAUAAAGAUAUAGCCACCAUUUGGUGUGAGAAGAAGAUAAGA
Molecule: messenger RNA, 695 nt
Organism: Dermatophagoides farinae (American house dust mite)
Lineage: Eukaryota; Metazoa; Arthropoda; Arachnida; Sarcoptiformes; Pyroglyphidae
Biological process (GO): GPI anchor biosynthetic process
Cellular component (GO): glycosylphosphatidylinositol-N-acetylglucosaminyltransferase (GPI-GnT) complex
Source: RefSeq, a predicted model, not a curated record